This is a messenger RNA of Oncorhynchus nerka (sockeye salmon), 2150 nucleotides long. RefSeq lists its product as uncharacterized. Gene Ontology annotation, cellular component: cytoplasmic vesicle. Bases 216 to 2150 code for a protein of 644 amino acids. The record is from RefSeq and is a predicted model, not a curated record. The transcript has 2 exons. NCBI's taxonomy places the organism in Eukaryota, Metazoa, Chordata, Actinopteri, Salmoniformes, Salmonidae.
GUUCGUUGGUCGGACGGGGUUGCGCGCUCGCAUCCGUUUACCGAGAACGGGAUCCAGCAUCUCCAUCUUCUCCUCAACGAAGCUGAUGGAUCUUUGGAGUCAAGCCAAGAUGUGACCGUCACGUUUUGGAUCUGUCCGUCCUUUAGAUAGAAAACAGAACCCCUGUUUCUAUAGAAACAGAAAUAAUUGACAAUUAGAAAACUAUUAUUCCUAAAAUGCACUCCUCUAGCCGAACCUUCGCUCCGCCCUUGAGGCCUCGUCGCAUCGACACGAGCAGGCGGACCACCACCGCAGCGGAACCAAAGCCACACGGCCCUGUUUCCCAGAGGGAAGACAAAAACAUGAACACCAUUUCCUCUUCCUCUCCUCGGCGCGCCACCAAAGCGACCCCUGAGUCUUCCAGGACCAGGGUGGGGGUCCAGCCUCGUGCCCCCUUGGGUCAGUCCAGAUUGGGCUUACAGAGAAACACAGCUCCCCUCUCUACGACCAAAUCCAAACCCAAACCUAAAAGUGUCCGUGCAGCAGCAGCAGCUGUGUCGAAACGCGCCCCUUUUCCUCCUCCUAUUCCUCUUCUUCCUCAUCUGGACCCCAACUGUAAUGAACCCAGCCUGCCUUGUCUGUGCUGCGACGGCCAUUCCCCCCAGGACAAUAACAGUCUGUUCAACCACAACCACAACAACAACAAUACCAUCUCCAUCAGACAGCAGCUGAAGCUUCAGCCCCCUCCACCACCUCCCCUGCUACCCCAGAGACAGGAGGGGACAGGGGGCAAGACCAAGACACAGGCCAGCCCCUCUCAGCCCCAGCCUCAGGUCCUGGCCCCAGCCUGCCCCCCUAAUGCCCUGGAACUGGAGAAAGGAAAAAUAGAUGAGGAGAAUGCAGAUGUUAACAAGAACACAGAUGUGGUCAUAGACAACAAGAAAGAAACGGAGGAAGAGAUGGAUAACAAGAAAGAAACAGAGGAAAACAGUGUUGAUGUUGAAGUUGAUGAUGAGGAGGAGGGAGAUGAUGAUGAUGAUGAUGAUGAAGACACGUUGGUCCCAUCAUGCUGCGACUGCCCUCCCUCUCUCCUGGAUCUCUCCCUGACCUCCUCCACCUCCUCAUCCUCCACUUCAAUCAGCUCCUGCUCCGAUCUGGAGUCAGACUGCGCCGAUCUGUCCACCUCUCUCUCGUCCUCUGGCCAGAAGUGGAACGCUGAUCUGUCAAUCUCUCAGGACCACAUUCACAUUCAUGUUCCUGAACGCUACCCAGCCUCCCGUUCACCCCCUGUCCUGCUCCUCAACCCCAAACCCCCCUCUGUCUCUCGUUGCCCUCCCUCCCCCCCACCCGCAUGCUCCCCAGACGAGGGCUACCCCUCCGCCCCCGCCUCCCCCUCCUCCCCCUCCUCUGACUACCUGGGGGUCAAAGGUCAGACAGGCUUAGGGUCAGAGGUUGCCAAACUAGGCCUCAUGGACUUCCUGGAGUCAGUGGGAGACUUUGGAAAGAUGGAGCGCUUUAGCCAGGUGAUUCAGGUGGCUCGCUGGGACCUGGAGGGGGAUCCUCAAGGGGAUCUACUGAGGGAUCGACUGGAUCACCUGGACCGACUGGAGAGUGUCAACAGGCAGGUGAAGCUGGCCCACAUCACCAGGCUCCAUGAGAAGGGACUGGAUCUAGGCGAUCUGGGCAAGGAGGAUCUCUCUGAUGUUCUGGAUGAGAUGGGGAACGUGGAUAUGUCUUGGAAGAUGUAUAAGGGCCGGGGAGGGUCUUUGGGAGAUUCCCAGGAGUUCUCUGAUGCUGGAGUGGACCUGACAGCACCUUCAGACUGUGACGAGCCCCUGGUCUCACAAUCAGAGACCUCUUCGCCCAUAGAGCCCCCACCGAGACCCCCCAAACCCCCUGCCCGCUAUGCCAGCGUGAACUCUGAACUCCACACCUACAUCAACAUCAGCCGUGACAUCACCCCCUCCGUUUCUGUCUGCACCUCUCCAUCCUCAUCCCCCACUUUCUACACCUUCAGGUGUGAGAAGGCCCUCCCUCCUUCCCCACGCUCCGUCCCCCCUCCUCUUCUCUGUCAGCCCAUCCCUUACUUUACUCUCUACAAAUCUUCCCCUCUCCCAUUCUCCCUCCCCUCCUCCACUCCCCCAUCCCUCCCCCUCGGAGGAAGCACCUAG